Molecule: messenger RNA, 405 nt
Organism: Linum trigynum
Lineage: Eukaryota; Viridiplantae; Streptophyta; Magnoliopsida; Malpighiales; Linaceae
Source: the annotation of a GenBank genome assembly
AUGCCCUUCAGAUCUCAGUCGUCUUUUCAGCCCAUUGUUUCUUCUUUCCUCCGGCGCUGGCGCCAACAAACGACCAAGCAAGCAAUUUUUUCUGAUUCUCCAUCGCGGUCUCGUCUCUCUGCCUCGUUCUUCUUCAUCGACGGCAGAUCGUGGCUGAGAUGGCAUGGUCUCCGUUUAUCCUCGAACAAGCUCUCUCUUCUUCCAAUCCCAUCCAUCGAGGUCGACUCGGAGGAAAUCGUCCUCCGAUUGAGGAGUGUCGCGGCGGUGGAGCGAAGGCGGAGUAGGAGGAAGAUGUGGCAGCGCUUCGUCGUCGUCCUCCUCCUUCUCGCGAGAGGCUUGCGCGAUUAUGCGAAGGAUUUGGAGGAACUGAGAUCCGAGGGUUUCGUCGGAUGGAUCGGAGAUUAA